GCUGUUUCCCAGAAUUCGGCCUUGUCAACGAGACUGACGGCAUGUUCAUGCUCGACCUCCCGCCCAGCCCCAGCUCGCACCACGCCGACGCCACGCCGACCGCCGCCGACACCGCCACCACGUCGCCGUCGUCGGUCGCCACCGCCGCCGCCAUCCCAGAAGAGACCACGUCCACGGAACUCCGGUCCUUCAUCGCGGGAGGGUUGGCUGGCGUGAUUGCCAAGUCGAUGCUGUCGCCCGUGGACCGCAUCAAGCUUCUUUUCCAAGUGAGCGAUCACUUGCGUUUUUCUCUGCGGAAUGCGCUGCACAUGGGCGUGGACAUUGCAAAACGAGAUGGCGUCCAAGCACUAUUCCGAGGCAACACGAUCAACCUGGUCAAGGUAUUCAUGUCGGCGGGCAUCCAGCACUCGUCCUUUGACUACAUCCGUCGGCGGUUCCACGACGCCAACAGCAGCAACCACCACGGCAACACUCCGUACGUGAAGAAGCUGUCCAACGCCCAGCUCAUCGCGUCCGGCUCCCUCGCCGGCAUGCUCUCGACCAUGUGCACGUACCCCAUCGACGUCGUGCGCACGCGGUACAUGGUGCAGCAAGGCAAGAUCAAGUACACCAACGUGUUUGAUGCAGUCAAGUGCAUGUACAAAGCAGAGGGGCUGCGGUCGUUCAGUCGCGGGCUAUUUGUGAACCUUGUGGGGAUUGUACCGUACACUGGAAUUGGGUUUUCGCUCAACGAACGGUUCAAGCAGAGCAUGCUCGAGUUCCAGCACGAGUUCUUUGCGCCAGCCAACCCCGACUCGUACCAGUUAUCGCCAUUCUCCAAGUUUAUGUGCAGCUAUUUGGCCGGGUCUAUUGCCCAAACUGUCACGUAUCCUCUGGACACUGUACGAAGGCGCAUCCAAACAGACGGGUACGUGACCGGCGCCACGGACGCGCGCAAGUACAUCAACAUGCGCACGACAUGCAAGAUUAUCCUCGACCAGGAAGGGCUCCGCGGGUUUUACAAGGGGGCAACCGUCACGUGGAUGCGUGUGAGGGCUCAUCUAUCGAAAUUUACUUCACUCACAUGAAUUGUCACCAUAGGGACCGUUCUUGACAGGCAUCAGUUUGACCACAUACGACCUGUUCAAGGAGCUUCUAGAUGUCGAAAAGAUAUAAUAGUAUAUAUCUGGUAUUGUAUUUCUCGA
This is a messenger RNA of Aphanomyces astaci, 1184 nucleotides long. RefSeq lists its product as hypothetical. The record is from RefSeq and is a predicted model, not a curated record. The transcript is spliced from 5 exons. Gene Ontology annotation, biological process: transmembrane transport. Lineage: Eukaryota; Oomycota; Saprolegniomycetes; Saprolegniales; Verrucalvaceae. Bases 42 to 1067 code for a protein of 341 amino acids.